Trametes versicolor FP-101664 SS1 is the source of this 1158-nucleotide messenger RNA. Its product is annotated as Aldo/keto reductase. The coding region runs from base 1 to 1158 and encodes 385 amino acids. The transcript is spliced from 7 exons. Lineage: Eukaryota; Fungi; Basidiomycota; Agaricomycetes; Polyporales; Polyporaceae. The record is from RefSeq and is a predicted model, not a curated record.
AUGUCCAAGAUUUUCCUUCCCGCUCCCCCGCCGCCCACCGCGCUCGGCCGCCACCGCCGUCUCUCCUCUCUCGCAGGUGUGCACGUCUCCCCGAUCUGCCUUGGAGGCGCAAGCAUCGGCGACAAGUGGAAUGAGGGAGGGUUCGCCGGUGCGAACAAAGAGGACAGCAUUAAGCUGCUCGACGCGUUCUACAACGCCGGUGGGAAUUUCAUCGACACCGCGAACGGCUACCAGGACGAGGAGUCCGAGAAGAUUAUCGGGGAGUGGAUGGAGGCGCGCGGGAUCCGUGACCAGAUGGUCAUUGCCACGAAGUACACGUCUAACUACAAGAGGGGAAGGACGGACAUCAAGCAGCAGAGCUCUUACAUCGGGAACAGUUCGAAGUCGCUGCAUAUCUCGGUCGAGGAGUCACUCAAGAAGCUGCGCACGUCGUACAUCGAUAUCCUCUAUGUCCAUUGGUGGGAUUACACCACCGGCAUCGAGGAGCUCAUGAACAGCUUGCAUGCAUUGAUCCUCGCAGGCAAGGUCCUGUACUUGGGUAUCUCCGAUACGCCCGCUUGGAUUGUUUCCAGCGCGAACAGGUAUGCGCGUAUGAGCCAUCAGACGCCGUUCGCGGUGUACCAAGGCGCAUGGAGCGUCCUCGAGCGCGACUUCGAGCGCGAAAUCAUCCCGAUGGCGAGAGCGGAGGGUAUGGCGCUCGCGCCCUGGAACGUCCUUGCUGGUGGCAAGAUCAGGUCAGACGCGGAGGAGCAGCGUCGGCGCGAAACUGGCGAGAAGGGCCGGACGGCCUUCAAUCCCGAAUGGGAGCGCAACGAGACCGAGCGCAAGGUCGCGGGUGUGUUGGAGAAGGUUGCCGCGCAGGUCGGCGCGCCCAACAUCCAAGCCGUCGCGAUCGCGUAUUUGCUGCAGAAGACGCCGUACGUCUUCCCCAUCGUCGGCGGGCGCAAGGUCGAGCACCUGCACGCGAACAUCGCGGCUCUCAGCGUCGCGCUCAAUCCCGAACACAUCAAAGAGAUCGAGGGCGCAGUGCCGUUCGACGUCGGCUUCCCUGUUAGCAUGAUUGGCGAUGGACUCGAUUACGGGAUGACGUACAGCAGCACGGGUCACUUCGACGCUUGGCCUGUCGCCCAGGCCAUUCGACCUAAGGUAUCGAAGUAG